This is a messenger RNA of Solenopsis invicta (red fire ant), 4175 nucleotides long. Its product is annotated as glutamine--fructose-6-phosphate aminotransferase [isomerizing] 2. The transcript is spliced from 16 exons. NCBI's taxonomy places the organism in Eukaryota, Metazoa, Arthropoda, Insecta, Hymenoptera, Formicidae. The record is from RefSeq and is a predicted model, not a curated record. Gene Ontology annotation, molecular function: carbohydrate derivative binding; L-glutamine:D-fructose-6-phosphate transaminase (isomerizing) activity. Gene Ontology annotation, biological process: carbohydrate derivative biosynthetic process; fructose 6-phosphate metabolic process; protein N-linked glycosylation. The coding region runs from base 570 to 2723 and encodes 717 amino acids.
UUUCGCGACGAGUACGAGUGCUGAGCGCAGCGAAAGUAUGAUACGGUCGAUUAACGAUCGUGACAUUCGCGAAUGUUGCCGCAUCGCACUCGUGCGUGUUCGCUUUCCCUCCCGUGUAACUGUGAUCGGUAAACGGUAUCGAAUCGAUCGAUAAACUGCAUCGACAGCGACUCGGUUGGUUCGGUCACGUCGACGAAAGCUACGGAAAGCUGCUGGCUACUCCGAUGACUCGCGCUGCCUACGUUCAACUCCAACGUUAUAUACGUCGUAACCGUACAACACUGACAGCUCGUGGCUACUUUCACACACGUGUACGUCGCGCGCGCGCGCGCAUUGGUACGUCAUAAGAACCGUGGACACGCCGUUGCACGGUUCAGACAGUGUCUUGGGAUAGCGCGUAUUGCACGUAUAUCGCGGGUAUAUAUCUGUCUACUCAACGAGAGUGACAUUCCGCUCCUACCUAUCGAUACUCGUCUAUCAAUUUUUCACCAUCUGUCUCUCCGUCUCUUUCCGUUUGCCUUCUGUUCGCGUGGUCUCUACAUACGUGGUGGGCGAGCAACCUUGAUAAUAUGUGCGGAAUUUUUGCUUAUCUAAACUAUUUGACACCGAAGAGUAGAAAGGAGAUUUUGGAACUGUUGGUUGUUGGUCUAAAGAGAUUAGAAUAUCGUGGAUAUGAUUCUGCAGGCGUUGCUCUCGACAGUGCGGAUGGCAAGGACAUUGCGAUUAUUAAGAAGCAGGGGAAGGUCAAGGCUCUCGAGGAGGAGAUAUUUUGUCGCACCAAUCUCGACUUCGAGUCGGAAACUCAAUAUCACGUCGGUAUCGCUCACACUCGAUGGGCGACCCACGGUGUUCCAUCGGAGGUAAAUGCCCAUCCUCAGCGUUCCGAUGGCGAACACGCCUUUGUCGUUGUUCAUAAUGGUAUCGUGACGAAUUAUAAGGAAGUGAAAACUCUGCUGCAGCAAAGAGGAUACGUGUUCGAAAGUGAUACCGAUACCGAAGUUAUCGCCAAAUUGAUUCACCAUCUCUGGGUACAGCAUCCCGCCUAUUCGUUCCGUGAACUCGUCGAGCAGGUUGUUCAGCAAUUGGAAGGAGCCUUCGCGCUAUGUUUCAAAAGCAAGUAUUUCCCGGGCGAGUGCGUAGCUACGAGGCGAGGCUCGCCGCUUCUCGUUGGUAUCAAGACGAAAACGAGAUUGGCUACCGAUCACGUGCCUAUUCUCUACGGAAAAGAUGAUCUUCAAUGCGCAAUAAAUAAAGAAGGUGAAGCACCGUCUCAAGCGCUUAGCCAUCUUUCCGACUUUUACGGAUAUAGACGGAUGGAUGGAUGUUGGACGGUAUCGUGCUACGCUUCCCAUCAUCGUCCGCAUGGCAGAAAUCCAGAACUUCCGGUGAUACCGCGUAGCGAGAGCACAUCCGAGUUUCAGCCUCUCGAGGAUAAGGAGGUCGAAUAUUUCUUUGCUUCCGAUGCGAGCGCUAUAAUCGAGCACACGAAUCGCGUGAUAUUCUUAGAGGACGACGACGUGGCGGCCGUUAAAGAAGGCGCGCUAAGUAUUCAUCGUCUUCGUCGUUGCAUGGACGAUCCUCAUGCUCGCGAGAUCACGACACUCAAGAUGGAGAUUCAGCAGAUCAUGAAGGGUAAUUACGACUAUUUUAUGCAGAAAGAGAUUUUCGAGCAGCCGGAGUCGGUGGUGAACACCAUGAGGGGACGCUUGAAUUUUCAAGACAACUCGGUCACCCUAGGCGGAAUUAAAGAUUACAUUCCCGAGAUCAAACGAUGCAGACGUCUCAUGUUAAUCGGUUGCGGCACGAGCUACCAUUCUGCCGUAGCUACGCGACAGCUUCUCGAGGAACUGACGGAAUUGCCAGUGAUGGUUGAACUCGCAUCCGACUUUUUGGAUCGUAAUACGCCAGUCUUUAGAGAUGACGUCUGCUUCUUUAUCUCUCAAUCGGGUGAGACAGCUGAUACGCUAAUGGCACUACGUUAUUGCAAAAGUCGCGGAGCUCUUAUCGUCGGUAUAACCAACACGGUCGGUAGUAGUAUCUGUCGCGAAUCUCAUUGCGGGGUACACAUCAACGCUGGUCCCGAGAUCGGUGUAGCGAGUACUAAGGCUUACACCUCGCAAUUCAUAUCUCUCGUCAUGUUUGCCCUGGUAAUGAGCGAGGACAGAAUCUCUCUUCGUGCGAGACGCUUACAAAUUAUCCAAGGUUUAAAAAAUCUCGAUAAUCUCAUUCGCGAAGUAUUGAAGCUCGACAAUAAGGUUAAGGAGUUGGCCAAAUCUUUGUUUCAACACAAGUCGCUAUUGAUCAUGGGUCGCGGAUAUAAUUUCGCUACAUGCAUGGAAGGUGCACUCAAAGUCAAAGAAUUGACGUACAUGCACAGCGAGGGAAUUAUGGCUGGUGAAUUGAAACAUGGUCCAUUAGCUCUCGUGGACGAUUCUAUGCCAGUAAUUAUGAUUGUAAUGAGAGAUCCAGUGUACGUGAAAUGCAUGAAUGCACUUCAGCAAGUUACCGCGCGAGACGGUAAGCCCAUUGUUAUCUGUGAGGAAGGAGACGAAGAAACGAAGGCUUUUGCCGAUAGAGCUCUCGAGAUACCCAAAACUGUUGAUUGUCUGCAAGGAAUUCUCACCGUUAUUCCUAUGCAAUUAUUGUCUUUUCAUAUCGCGGUUUUGCGUGGUUGCAACAUCGAUUGUCCGAGAAACUUGGCCAAGUCGGUCACGGUCGAGUAGAGAUCGAACGGAUUGUUUUAUGCAUUUUUUUGGGGGGGAACUACAAGUUCGUUAACGUGGUUGCUACAAAAUUUUCUCAUAGAAUGAUAAAACGCAAAUCACAGAUACCAGAUGAAUGAUUAUAAAUAUCGAGCAGUUAAUAACGUGACUCAUUCAAUUACUAAUUGAAUAAAACAAUACGUUUUUAGGCAACAGUACGUUUUUAUCUUUUAAAUCUCAUUAAACUCGUUUAGAUUGUGUCGAUUGACUAUUCAUGAUUGAAAUUUAUGAUAAUUGUGAUAACGCUCGAUAAUCUAUUUUAUUAAAUGCGAAAAGAUUGUAAUAGAAAUCUAAUCAUCGAUGCGUAUGUUGCCAGCUUUUUUUUCAAACGAAUGACAAAUCGGCCUAAAGUUCAUUUUUCGCUGUGUAUCUACAAACGUCGUGCACGGUGCUCUUUUACGAGAAGUGAUAAGGAAGACUUUCCAGACGUACAUAUAUGAUUCUGAUGCAUUUAACAUUUAUAUGUUUUAAUUUGUAUAACCUAUAGAUUUUUAGUUUUUAAAUAUAAUGAUAAAUUUAUUGAUACUUUUUAUUCGAUGAUAUAUAGCGUGAUUUGUUCGCCGAUCGAGUUAAAAUCAAGACGCGAUAGACAUUCUCAUUUUCGAUAGCAAUUAUACGAUGGAUGAUAUAACGCACGAUAUAAGAAUCAUGCGUAAGUAUGCGAUAAAUAUUAUAUAAAAAUGUUGAAACGGCAUUCUUUCGAACAGGAUAACUUUUCCAUCUUUCUACAAAAAAGCCACACAUACAAGAUGACGAGGAUUGUUGUCUGGCAAUCUUUGUAUCAUACCCAAUACGAAAAUAUGUAAUAGUGGCCAUAGCAAAUAUAUAAUAGCAUUCCUAGGACACGUCUUUAUGAUAAUACUUAGUAAAAUUAAUCAAAAGAUAUAUAUAAUUACAACUUGGUUUAUAUACAAUAAAUUUUUCCUUUUUAGUAUUUCUUCGAAACAGUUUAUCACACACUCUUCGACCUUAUCCUGAUUUAAGAUAAUGUAGGUAAGACAUUAAAUUUCGAUAUUUAUAGUCCUGAAUAAUUUUUAAUCUUUCAAAGUAUAAUUAAUUACAGAUUUAUUCAUACUUUUAUUCAUCUUUUUUUUUUCAAUCGAAGAUUGAAAAUGAUUUAUGACUAUGAAUAUCGGCCCAAGUAAUUUUAAGUAAAAUAUGUGUAAGCUAUUUAUACACGUAUAUAUGUAUCUCUAAUCUUAUAAUUUUCAUCGCUACCCUACAAAUUACGUAAAGUAUUCUUUAGAAAAAGAAGCAGAUAGAAAUAUUAAGAUGGAAUUUACGCGCGCUUUGGCGCGUUACGGUGUAAUUAUUAUUUUAUUUGGACCUAUGUUAAGACGAGCAUCUGUUAAAAUAUCAUAAAAAUGUGAAAUAGUACAGUAGGAAAAUAUAAAUUGAAAAUGCACAUCAAAA